Molecule: messenger RNA, 1155 nt
Organism: Danio rerio (zebrafish)
Lineage: Eukaryota; Metazoa; Chordata; Actinopteri; Cypriniformes; Danionidae
Source: RefSeq, a predicted model, not a curated record
ACACUUACCUCCAACACUGUGCAGGCUUGGAUCUGUGGCUUGUUUAUGGGGAUUUGGAAUCAUAAGCGAUCAGUGUUUGGUUUUGUUGCUUGGUUUUAUUAAGCCAUGGAUCAAGGGUGGAAAAGGUUACUCUUGUUAGUAGUCUUCCUGCAAUUUUGGAAGAAUGCCCCUGGUUUUGCAUAUUCAACUUAUCCAAAUGCUGGCCAGUGGUGGGGUCAGCCAUCUGACAACGCUUUCAUGCCUCUUGUGGUCCAGUCUUCUGUGCCAGAAGCCCCAGUGACUGGGGUUUUGCUUGAAGAAGUGGUCUCUCGUUUGCCGAAAAACAACCCCAAAUUUAAUCUGCUUCAGGUUGUUAAAGGUGAUGUUUCCAGCAGUUCUGACUCCACACCCCAAGCUCUGCCUCCAAAUACCCCCUCUUCAGCUACUCAGCCUGUGGAUCAAUCUGGGAUGAGUGGUGUAGUGUCAUUUCAGGGCUCCUCUGGAUCCACCACUACAAGUGGUUCUGGACCAAUUGUCUUUGCACAAGGGGGAAGUGGCGGCUUUGCUUCCAAGACUGCAGUUUCUGGCCAGUCCACUAAUGACCAGAGCUCCCCUGGUCUGUCUAGUUCAGUUUCUCAAAGUACCACCUAUGGUGUAACUACCCAAGGUACAAGUCCGUUUGCUCCAGGGUCUUCAUCCCCAUAUGCAACCAUAUCGUUGCCCAAAUAUGUUACUAGCCAGCUGACAGCUGGACCAAGUUCAAAGGAAGUUACCUCUGUCUAUGGCACCCAGACUGGAUCCUCUGCCGCUUUCACUUUGCAAGCAAGUACCACAUAUGAUGGAAAAAUCCAGACUCCAGAUACCACAAGUCCGUUAGUUUUCGGAUCUUCAACCCCAUAUGUAGCUGUAUCAUUGCCCCAAGUAACUAGUCAAUUGACACCUGCACCAAGUACGAAGCAGGUUACCUCAGUCUAUACCACCCAGACAGGAUCCCCUGCCCCUUUCACUUUGCAAGAACUACUCCAGGGUCAAGAUUCAACAAGCCAGGUUGUUUAUGAAUCUUCAACCCCAUACGUAUCUGUAUCAUUGCCCCAAGUUGUUACUAGUUCGUUGACACCAGUGCCAAGUUCAAAGCAGGUAACCUCCGUCUAUACUACCCAGACAGGAUCCCCUGCC